UAUAGAACUACAAUCUAAGAAAAUUUCAGUAACUACCAACCAACCUUAGAAAAUAUGGCUACAAUGACAAUGUGUAAAUUUCUUGUAUAAUACAAAAUAUUCUUACAAUGAUAAAGUGUUUGUUACAUUUCUUGAAGUAGCGUAGAUAUAUAAUUGUUUGAAUUCAAUAAAAGUUCAUUAUUUUGGAAGCUAUGGGUAUUUUUAUAAAAUAAUGUUGUCAGCAUUGAUAAUAUAUGUUCAUUAUGUUGGAAAUAUGUAAGACGUUGAAAAAUAAGUACUAUUCAUAUUAAAUGUGCAUAUUUUACGAACAAUUUGUUUUUACUUGAAUAUAUUUGAUUAUAAUGAUUUUUUAUUAUUACAAGUGUGUGUUAUAUAAUAUUUAUUAAAAAAAUAAAGCAUCUAAUUACAAUAUAACAGAAUUUAAUAGUAAAACGAGAUUACUUUUACAAAAAUAUGUCUCUAUCUUGUUCUGGAGAAAUGAAUGAGACCAAAGAAAAACAAGAUAAGUUAUUUUCAAAAAAAAAUCUUGAAGAAGAAAUACUUAAAUCAAACUCUUCUAAAUCUAAAGAAUUUUCUAAAAAACGAAAAAGAGAAAAUGAAGCAGAUGAUACAAGUUAUUUAGAAACUAAACGCUCUCAAAUUCGGAAGCAUUCUCCAGAUCCAAAAUCAUCUAAAAGUGAAAAAUAUGAUAUUGAAAAAAAUGUAAAUAUUAAUAAUACUUCAUCAGAUUUACGUAUCAAUAAUAGUGAAAAAAUAAAAGAAUCAUCAAGCAAAAAAAUACACAGUGAUAAUACAUUAUUAGUUGUAGAACAUUAUAAUUCAGUAGAAAAUAAAUGUGCUGCUCUUAGAGAUAAAAGCAGAAUUUUAUAUAUGAGGAAUUUUAAUAAUUGGAUAAAAAGCAUGCUUAUAUUUGAAUAUAUUAAUAAAACUCAUGGACGUAAUUUAAAAGUAUUAGAUAUGUGUUGUGGUAAAGGAGGAGAUUUAUUUAAAUGGAGAAAAAUGAAUGCAACACAUUUAAUUUGUACUGAUUUAGCUGAAGUAACUAUGCAACAUUGUCAAGAUCGAUACAAAGAAAUGUUAAAACGAAAUUCUGAAGAAAAAAGAUGUUCUCCUAUAUUCACUGCUGAAUUUAUAACAGCUGAUUGUACAAAGGAUCAUUUAAGAAAAAAAUUCAAAGAUCCUAGUAUAUCACUUGAUUUGGUUAGUUGUCAAUUUGCAUUUCAUUAUUGCUUUGAAUCAUUAGAACAAGCAGAAUGUAUGAUUAAAAAUGCAAGUGAAUGUUUAAAACCAGGAGGUCAUUUUAUUGGAACUAUUCCAGAUGCAUAUGAUUUAGUUUCUAGGUGGCAGAAAUGUGAUGGUGACAGCUUUGGAAAUGAUAUUUAUAAUGUAAAAUUUUUUUGUGAUAAAACAAAACCACCACUUUUUGGUGCUAAAUAUCAUUUUCAGUUAGAAGGUGUUGUAAAUUGUCCAGAAUUUCUUGUUUACUUACCUGUAUUUCGUAAAUUAGCUUUAAAAUUUGGUUUAAAUUUAGUAUUAUUUGAAAGAUUUGAUAGUUUUUAUGAACGUAUGAAAAAUGAAGGUAGAGCAUUACUUACUAAAAUACAAGCUUUAGAAACUUAUCCACCUCGGAAUGAUGUAUCUCUUGUUGGUAAACCUGAAGAUUAUCAACAUAUCAAAGAAUAUAAUAUGAAAGGUUCAUCAAUUGGCACUUUAUCUCAAUCAGAAUGGGAGGUUACUUCAUUAUAUGCUGUAUUUGUUUUUCAAAAAAUGAAAACUAUGUAGACAAUAAAGAACAAUAGUAAAGCAAAAUCAGUAAAGAUUAAGAAAUAUAAAAUAUUACUUUCCUGGCAUAAAAUUAUUCACUAAUUUUAUAUUAUAUGAACUAGUCUAUUAUAACUAUAGAAAUAGGAAUAUAAUAAUCACUAUAGUAAAUAGUUAUUCAUUAUUUAAUAUGAUCUCUUUUAAUAAUUCAAUAAUGUAUUAAAGAAUUAAAUGUGUACAAUAUACUUUAUUGAAUUUUAUUUUAUUUUAAUUAUCUUUUUAUAUAAAA
Apis dorsata (giant honeybee) is the source of this 2050-nucleotide messenger RNA. RefSeq names its product mRNA cap guanine-N7 methyltransferase (gene Rnmt). Gene Ontology annotation, molecular function: mRNA 5'-cap (guanine-N7-)-methyltransferase activity. The coding region runs from base 454 to 1782 and encodes 442 amino acids. Gene Ontology annotation, biological process: 7-methylguanosine mRNA capping. The transcript has 8 exons. The record is from RefSeq and is a predicted model, not a curated record. NCBI's taxonomy places the organism in Eukaryota, Metazoa, Arthropoda, Insecta, Hymenoptera, Apidae. Gene Ontology annotation, cellular component: nucleus.